Athene cunicularia (burrowing owl) is the source of this 8843-nucleotide messenger RNA. RefSeq names its product immunoglobulin-like and fibronectin type III domain containing 1 (gene IGFN1). Gene Ontology annotation, molecular function: protein binding. The record is from RefSeq and is a predicted model, not a curated record. NCBI's taxonomy places the organism in Eukaryota, Metazoa, Chordata, Aves, Strigiformes, Strigidae.
GGAGGGAUGUCCUGACAGAGUUUGCUUUUUGAUGAAAAUAAAAGUGAGAAGACUGAGCCCAAAGGUACACAUCACUGCUUCUUGUGGGGCUGCAGUAAGCUGGAUGACACCUGGAGGAAGCAGCCUGAACUGGUGACAAGACACUGAGUGAUCCCUUUGGAGUAAAUAAAGGAAUGGCCCAGGCAGCUGAGACACCAAAUGCAGGGAUCAGGUUUUUAGAUCUAAUAUGUGCGACCAAGAGACCUGUUGACCAUCUAUGAAGAGCUUUGUGGUCUGAGUCAACAGACAAAGCCACCGAGGUCCUGGGAGAGGCAGUAUUGACUUCAAGCAGGAUCGUCUCAGAGGCUCCACCUGUAAGGAGUAGUCGUUUGUUCUGACCAUAGGCAGCUGAGCAAAGCAUCAUGACCAGCCGUCAGGCAGUAAAACCCUUCAAGAAAUCUUCUGUCCCAGGAGUUCUUAUCACCCAGUUUGUGGAUGAUAUUCCAGAAGGAUGCAGUACACCUGAUUUUGAGAGGAAACCUGUCACUCUGACAUUGCAGGAAGGUAAAAAUGCCAUUUUCAGUGGUGUGGUCAAAGGUGUUCCAACCCCUGACGUGAAAUGGACUCGAGUACAAGGAAAAAUGGAUGAUCCUGCCAAAUACGAAACAUUCUUCAAUAAUGAUACAAAUGAAUUCAAUCUGCAGAUAAACAAACUCACUGCAAAUGACAGUGAUUUGUAUCGUUGCUCUGCUGUUAAUGAAUAUGGAGAAGCUGCAUGCUCUGUCGGCCUCAGGAUCAUACAAGUUGGCUUUAAGAGGAAAGCAAAAUAUGUUCCUGUUCAUCCUGCUGAUGAGUUAAAGAAGAAGCUUCAGGACUACAGGAAGCUGCUGAGGAAGCGGGCCCCAGUACCUAAACCAAAACCCCUGGACAAAGAAACAGUCUGGCAACUGUUACUGCAUGCAGAUAGGAGAGAUUAUGAGAAAAUCUGUAUGAAAUAUGGAAUUGUUGACUUCCGUGGGAUGCUGAGAAAGCUGCAGGAGUUGAGGAAGAACACAGAGAGUGAACAAGGAGAGUUAAUACACAGUAUCACAAACUUUGAACACAUCAAAGUCAACAAGGAGGGAAAAGCUACCUUCAGUCUGACGAUGGACCUGAAAAAUAGUAACAGCAAAGUUUAUCUGCUUAAGGAUGGUGAAAAGCUCCGAUAUGGAACAGGGGAUGAAUACAGAAAGCACUGCCUGAGGCAAAUUGGAAAAAGAUAUCAUUUCAUUGUCAACGAUGUGCAGCCAGAAGAUGCAGGCUUGUACCAAGUCAGAGUGGAGGACAUACCUGUUUUCUCAACUGAAUUGGAUGCUGAUUCCAUCCCUGUGAGAUUUGCGCAGCCGCUCAGUGAUGUGCGUUGUCCUGAGGAAGAAGAUGCUGUCUUUGAGUGUAUCCUACGCACACCCUGCUAUGAUGCUGUGUGGCUACACAAAACCCACCUCCUCGAGGCGAGUGAGAAGCACCAGAUCUCUGUAACACCUGAUGGUCUGACCCACCAGUUGAUUAUCAAGAAUGUUGUGCCCUCUGACAAUGGCAUGUACACACUCGACACUGGACUCUGCUCCUCAAAUGCCUGGCUUAUUGUAGAGUAUGCCAAAGGAAAGAGGAGACAGGGUGAAGAAGGUGAAAGAGAGAAAUCUGAGAGCCUGAAAGAAACACUGCCAGAUAAAGAUAGGGCUAAGAAACUUCGACGCAGAGAAUAUGUCGACAGUGAAGAUCAUCUUAUGGACACUGGUGUGGAAAAAGAUGGCUGGGACAGAAAUAGUCAAGGCGGCAGUCAAGGCCACUCCAUUGACUCUGAUGGAAGUCAUAGAUUUUUGGGAAAAGAUGGGCUACAUGCAGCCCACAGAAAUGGAAGGAUGGGAUUUAGACAGUUUUCUGGAGCAGACCUAGAUGGAGACUCAGUGACAAAUGAUGGUAGUAGUUUUGGAUUAAAAGGUUUAGGAGGCAAAAGUGGAUUAAGGCCUUUUUGCAGCAAGAAUUCCAUGACAGGCAGAGCACAUACUGGUGAUGGGUUAGGAGGAGCAGGUGAACGGUAUUCUGUGGAUGGCAGAGAUGAUGGUGUGCUGGAUGCUGUUAAUGUUGACAUGGAUAUUGGAGAAGGUGUGGGCUCUCAGCAUGACAAGGAUAGUAAAUUAGGUGAUACUAGUUACAGAGCUGGCUUUGGGGGUGUUGGGAGAUUAGGUGCUACAGAUGGAAGAUCUGCGUUAGAUGGACUUGAUCCUGAUUCAACCAGGGUGGGAGACGGUAAGAGUGGACAGGGUGAUUUGUUGAGUAGGGCUAGUCCAGGGAAUAGAGUUAGAAAGAAUGCUGCAGGUACUGAGACAGCAGGAGGAAUGAGGUCCCCUUAUGGCAAGGAUAGCCUGCCGACUGGGGUUGAUAUAAAUGAAGCAAACAGAAGUAGGAAAGGACAAAUCGGAGCUCCCUAUGGCAAGGAUGGACUGACACUUCAUGCUAGCGGUCGUUUAGGUCAGACAGGAACAUCUGGCAUGUUGUAUGGUCCAGGAGGUCUUCCAACAAAAGAUGGGGCUAUGUCUGGUGCAGGUGGCAGUUCUACCAGGGAAAUGGAAGCUUUCUAUGGUCCAGAUGGUCAGCUAGUGGGACCAGGGGUUGGUGACGGUGGUGCAGCUGGUCCAGGGGGAAUUGGGACUCCCUAUGGAAAGGAUGAUGUCCCACUUCAAGCAGGUGUUGGUAGUGCUGGUGUAGCUGGUGCAGGGGGAGGUGGAUCUCCUUAUGGAAAAGAUGGCCUCACUACUGGAGCAGGCAUUGCUGGGCCUACAGCUGGUGGGUUUGGAGGUGUUGGAUCUCCCUAUGGAAAGGAUGGAUUUCCGCUUACUGCUGGAAUCGGUGAUGCUGCUGCAGGGAGUGUUGGGAAUCACUAUGGAAGGGAUGGCCUACCAUUUGGGGCUGGCAUUGGUGGUGCUGGUGUAGCUGGUGCAGGAGGAGUUGGAUCUCCCUAUGGAAAGGAUGGUUUCCCAGUUGGGGCUGGCAUUGGUGGUGCUGGUGUAGCUGGUGCAGGAGGAGUUGGAUCUCCCUAUGGAAAGGAUGGUUUCCCAGUUGGGGCUGGCAUUGGUGGUGCUGGUGUAGCUGGUGCAGGAGGAGUUGGAUCUCCCUAUGGAAAGGAUGGUUUCCCAGUUGGGGCUGGCAUUGGUGGUGCUGGUGUAGCUGGUGCAGGAGGAGUUGGAUCUCCCUAUGGAAAGGAUGGUUUCCCAGUUGGGGCUGGCAUUGGUGGUGCUGGUGUAGCUGGUGCAGGAGGAGUUGGAUCUCCCUAUGGAAAGGAUGGUUUCCCAGUUGGGGCUGGCAUUGGUGGUGCUGGUGUAGCUGGUGCAGGAGGAGUUGGAUCUCCCUAUGGAAAGGAUGGUUUCCCAGUUGGGGCUGGCAUUGGUGGUGCUGGUGUAGCUGGUGCAGGAGGAGUUGGAUCUCCCUAUGGAAAGGAUGGUUUCCCAGUUGGGGCUGGCAUUGGUGGUGCUGGUGUAGCUGGUGCAGGAGGAGUUGGAUCUCCCUAUGGAAAGGAUGGUUUCCCAGUUGGGGCUGGCAUUGGUGGUGCUGGUGUAGCUGGUGCAGGAGGAGUUGGAUCUCCCUAUGGAAAGGAUGGUUUCCCAGUUGGGGCUGGCAUUGGUGGUGCUGGUGUAGCUGGUGCAGGAGGAGUUGGAUCUCCCUAUGGAAAGGAUGGUUUCCCAGUUGGGGCUGGCAUUGGUGGUGCUGGUGUAGCUGGUGCAGGAGGAGUUGGAUCUCCCUAUGGAAAGGAUGGUUUCCCAGUUGGGGCUGGCAUUGGUGGUGCUGGUGUAGCUGGUGCAGGAGGAGUUGGAUCUCCCUAUGGAAAGGAUGGCUUCCCAGUUGGGGCUGGCAUUGGUGGUGCUGGUGUAGCUGGUGCAGGAGGAGUUGGAUCUCCCUAUGGAAAGGAUGGUGUCCCAGUUGGGGCUGGCAUUGGUGGUGCUGGUGUAGCUGGUGCAGGAGGAGUUGGAUCUCCCUAUGGAAAGGAUGGUGUCCCAGCUGGGGCUGGUCUUGGUGGUGCUGGUGUAGCUGGAGCAGGAGGAGUUGGUUCUCUCUAUGGAAACGAUGGUUUCCCAGUUGGGGCUGGUUUCGGUGGUGCUGGUGUAGCUGGUGCAGGAGGAGUUGGAUCUCCCUAUGGAAAGGAUGGCUUCCCAGUUGGGGCUGGUCUUGGUGGUGCUGGUGUAGCUGGUGUAGGAGGAGUUGGAUCUCCCUAUGGAAAGGAUGGUGUCCCAGUUGGGGCUGGCAUUGGUGGUGCUGGUGUAGCUGGUGCAGGGGGAGUUGGUUCUCCCUAUGGAAAGGAUGGUGUCCCAGUUGGGGCUGGCAUCAGUGGUGCUGGUGUAGCUGGUGCAGGGAGAGUUGGAUCUCCAUAUGGAAAGGAUGGUGUCCCAGUUGGGGCUGGUCUUGGUGGUGCUGGUGUAGCUGGAGCAGGAGGAGUUGGUUCUCCCUAUGGAAAGGAUGGCUUCCCAGUUGGGACUGGCACUGGUGGUGCUGGUGUAGCUGGUGCAGGAGGAGUGGGAUCACCCUAUGUAAAGGAUGGUGUCCCAGUUGGGGCUGGCAUUGGUGGUGCUGGUGUAACUGGUGCAGGAGGAGUUUGUUCUCCCUAUGGAAAGGAUGGUGUCCCAGUUGGGGCUGGUCUUGGUGGUGCUGGUGUAGCUGGAGCAGGAGGAGUUGGUUCUCCCUAUGGAAAGGAUGGUGUCCCAGUUGGGGUUGGCAUUGGUGGUGCUGGUGUAGCUGGAGCAGGAGGAGUUGGAUCACCCUAUGGAAAGGAUGGCUUCCCAGUUGGGGCUGGUCUUGGUGGUGCUAGUAUAGCUGGUGCAGGGGGAGUUGGUUCUCCCUAUGGAAAGGAUGGUGUCCCAGUUGGGGCUGGCAUUGGUGGUGCUGGUGUAGCUGGUGCAGGAGGAGUUGGUUCUCCCUGUGGAAAGGAUGGUUUCCCAAUAGGGGCUGGUCUUGGUGGUGCUGGUGGUUCUGGUGUUGGUGGAGCAGGAGGAGUUGGAUCUCCCUAUGGAAAGGAUGGCUUCCCAGUUGGGGCUGGCAUUGGUGGUGCUGGUGUAGCUGGUGCAGGAGGAGUGGAUGGUGUCCCAGUUGGGGCUGGCAUUGGUGGUGCUGGUGUAGCUGGUGCAGGAGGAGUUGGAUCUCCCUAUGGAAAGGAUGGUGUCCCAGUUGGGGCUGGCAUUGGUGGUGCUGGUGUAGCUGGUGCAGGAGGAGUUGGAUCUCCCUAUGGAAAGGAUGGCUUUCCAGUUGGGGCUGGCAUCGGUGGUGCUGGUGUAGCUGGUGCAGGGGGAGUUGGAUCUCCCUAUGGAAAGGAUGGUGUCCCAGUUGGUGCUGGCAUUGGUGAUGCUGGUGUAGCUGGUGCAGGGGGAGUUGGAUCUCCCUAUGGAAAGGAUGGCUUCCCAGUUGGGGCUGGCAUUGGUCAUGCUGGUGUAGCUGGUGCGGGAGGAGUUGGAUCUCCCUAUGGAAAGGAUGGUGUCCCAGUUGGGGCUGGUCUUGGUGGUGCUGGUGUAGCUGGUGCAGGAGGAGUUGGAUCUCCCUAUGGAAAGGAUGGCUUCCCAGUUGGGGCUGGUCUUGGUGGUGCUGGUGUAGCUGGUGCAGGAGGAGUUGGAUCUCCAUAUGGAAAUGAUGGUGUCCCAGUUGGUGCUGGUCUUGGUGGUGCUGGUGUAGCUGGUGGGGGGAGAAUUGGUUCUUUCUAUGGAAGGGAUGGUGUCCCAUCUGGGGGUGUGGCAGGAGAUGCUCAGUUCCCUUUUGGGUCUGAAGAAGUGAUGGGAUCUGUCCACGGCAGGGAUGCUACGUGGAGCAGAGCUCAGGGAUAUGUAGGUGGAGCAGGUGGAGAUGCCUUCUCAGAAGGUGGUGAUUUCAGUGGCUCUGCCGUACGGGGAUCUGGGUCUCCCUAUGGCAAGGACAGUAGGUCAGCUGGAGGCAGGGCUGGUGCAGGUGAUGUUGGCAGAUUAGGUGCUGGUGAAAGGGAGUUACAUUCUAAAGAAGGUGUGGUAGGUGCUCUUGGACGGGGUGGUGAAUAUGGGCUGGAUUCACAUCCUGGGAAAUCUUCUACUGGGGGUGAAACUGGAAAGGGCACUGCCAGUCAUUUCAGAGGAUCAGGGAACAAAGAUUCAUCUGGUGACAGAGUUUCACUUUCAGGUCAAGGAGAUGCUGGGGGUGAGGGAAGAGGUUUAGAAAAGUUGGGCUCCCUUUAUGGCAAAAAUUCUGCCUUUGGAGGGCCAGGGAUUAAAUCCUAUAACAGAGAAGUUGGUGGGAGGAUUUCAGGUGGUCUUGCUCAAGGGUCAUUGGAUCAUGGUGAGAUGUCAGAUCUUUAUGCCGGACCUCCUUCAAUAAACCAGAGUAAACAGGAACCCGACCUUGAUAUCAAAGCAAAUGAUUUCUUCAAGAAUACAGAAAGUCCGGGCAAAAGAAGAUAUUAUUGCCUAGAUGAUCUGAAAGCACCACGCUGUUAUGUCAACAAACGGUUACUUGAUGUCAGUGUCCUGAAAGGGGAACCAGCUGAGCUGUCUUUCACUGUCAGUAAAGAGGACGUGACAGGAACCUGGUUUAAAGAUGGAUUAAAGUUAACAAGCAUGGAUGGAAUCAUUAUUGAAAAGGAAGGUCUAGUCCACAAGCUAAUUAUUAACAAAGUGGAAGAUAUUCAUGCUGGGAAAUACAGGUUUGAAGGUGGAGAUAUAAAAACUGAAGCUUCAAUUUUUGUUGAAGAUCCUCCACAGGUUGACAAAGUUCUCCUCAAAAACUUAACAAGUGUUCCUACUGUGGCCAAGGCAGGGGAAAAAGUAAAGAUCAAGAUCCCUUUUGAGGGUCGGCUGCCAGUCAGAGCAACGUGGCUAAAGGACAGAAUGGAGCUAGCAGACGACACAAGGAUUCGUGUUGACAAAACAGAGACCUUUACCAUGCUGUCCAUCUCCAGCAGUGAGAGAAAGGACUGUGGAGAUUACAAAGUCAGGCUGAAGAAUGACAGUGGGGUCCUGGAGAUCAACUUAAAGCUCGUGGUAGUAGACAAGCCACAGCCACCUACAGGACCCCUCAAAAUUGUAGAAAGCUCUGCAAAUGACAUCACCAUUCAGUGGAAACCCCCAAAAGAUGAUGGGGGCAAACCAGUGCAACGCUACAUUGUCGAGAGACAGCAGGUAGGCAAGAACGACUGGGUGACUUUGGGAGAAGUGCCCAAGAGCUGUACUACCUUCACUACUAACAAAGUGGAACAAGACAUGAUCUACUACUUCAGGGUGAAAGCUGUGAAUGCUGAGGGAACUAGUGAUGCGCUGGAAUCAGAUGAAGUGAAGGCUGUCAGUAAAGCUUCACCUGGUGCCCCAGAUCCCCCUGAGAUUGUUAGUGCCAGCAGAGACACCAUCACAAUAUCCUGGAAAGCACCGCGUAAAACUGGCAGUUCCAAAAUUGUGGGAUAUAUUGUUCAAAAACGCAAGAAGGGUACCAUGACCUGGCUGCCAGUCAACAACGUGCCUAUAGCAGACAAGAAGCUGAAAAUGACCAGUCUCAAGAAAGGUCUGCAGUAUGAAUUUCGUGUGUCAGCUGUCAAUGCUGCUGGCAUAGGAGAUGCCAGUGAACCCUCACAGCCUGUCUUUGCACGGGAUUCCACAAAAUCUCCAGGUCAAGUGCAGGACCUUAAAGUGAGCAGCAGUGACAGCACUAGUGUCACGUUGACAUGGAAGAGACCUGAAGCAAAAGAUGGGAGCGACGUGAAAGGCUAUGAGGUGGAGAUGCGGUCUUCUAAGAACCUCAGCUGGACCAAAUGCAAUACUCUUCCCAUAGAGACGACCACUUACACAGUUAAAGGCCUCCAAGCCAAGGAGAUGUACUUCCUACGUGUGAGAGCCCUCAAUGACGGUGGCCCGGGGGUACCUGCAGAGCUUGAAGCUCACCUCGAAGCUCCUUCCCCUGUGGUUUCUCCCAGGUUACUAAUAGAUGACACAGUGAAAAGCUUUCUGGUUAUAAAAGCAGGAAAUACCAUCCGAGUGAAUAUUCCCUUUGAAGCAUCUCCAGAUCCACUGGUGACCUGGUUAAAGGAUGGGCUUCCUCUUCCAAAACGGGCUACAGUCAACACCGAAGCUGGUACCACCCAGCUGCUGAUUAGAGCAGCUGAAUUCGCUGACAAUGGCACCUACACUGUUGAGCUCCAGAACGGGUUAGGGAAAAGAGAAACGUUCAGUUUCCAAGUUCAAGUUACAGAUAUCCCACAAUCACCUGGACCUAUUCGAUUGGAAGAGAAUGUACCAAAUACAGUGACAGUAACCUGGGAGCCAUCACCAUCUGAGAAAUGGGAAAGUAAUAUCUACUACACAGUCCUGAAACGUGAAUCACAGAAGGGCUUGUGGCAUGUUGUGGGUGACCUGAUCUACACCAACAAGUUCACAUUCACCAAAGUGAUCCCAGGCCGGGACUACUACUUUAGGGUUGUGGCAAAAAAUGACUUGGGAGCCAGUGGUCCAUCUGAAAGUGUGCAUCCUUGGAGAAUUCGAAAACCAAAGGAUGAAUUUCAAGUCAAACCACAGAAAUACAGAGGAGUUAAUCAAAACCAGCCCCCGAGAUUCCUUGUCUGGUUGAAGCCUCACGUGGUGACUACGGGGAGUGAGUGCCAUAUGAGCUGUGCAGUUGGAGGCCACCCACCUCCAAAGAUCACAUGGUACAAGGACAGUAGAGACCUCUCCAACGAUCCUACCUAUUUUUGCACAAACGACUUUGGUGUCUGCUCCCUGGUCAUUCCAGGUGUCACAAAACAGGAUGAAGGAGAAUAUAUGGUAGAAGCCACCAAUGAAUCGGGCCAUGCAUUCAGCAAAGCCUUCCUCACUAUUAAAGGUAACAGUCUUUAA